CGCAGGGUCCGUGUGCGCCCCGCCCUCAGCUUUGUGCCAGCCAAUCGCAACUCGGGGGCGGGCCCUGGCACUAUAUAAACGAACCCGGCUCUCACACGAGCCUUUUCGAGGGCGGCGACUGAGUCUGUGGAGCCACCCCAAGAGCCGGAGCUGCCAUAUCCCCUCUUCCACUUCCUGCUGCAAACAAUAAAAGGUCUUUCGUACGGUACUAAGUUUGUGUCCGCGUUCUUUUUUCUGAAGCUGCAGAGGUAGGGAAGCUUUACGCGUCAUUCCGCACAGAGGAUUUUGCAAAUCUUCACUUGGAUCUCAGGCCCAGCCGGAGUACGGGCGACAUUUUCACAGAAGUUUCUCUGGGCGACCUUGCCGGCAUCUCCGGAUGGCUGCCUUGCGCCGAACCCUCCAUCUGGCGAGCCUGGCGGCGGGGACGCGCCGCACCGUGGCGGGUUCCCUGGCUGGCAGCUGCCUGGCAGACCGCUCCCUCUGGGAUAAGCUCCAUGCCCAGCCCCGUCAGGGCAGCGUCCGCACCUUCGACUGGUUCUUUGGAUAUGAAGAAGCCCAGGGGCUCUUACUGCCGCUGUUGGAGAAGGCACAGGCUGCCUGUCCAGCCCGGGUGUUGGAUGUGGGCUGUGGGACCUCCAGCUUAUGUACAGGCCUCUAUACCAAAUGCCCGCACCCCGUGGACGUGUUGGGGGUGGAUUUCUCUCCUGUAGCUGUGGCCCACAUGAAGAGUCUCCUGGAAGGUGGCGAAGGCCAGACACCCCUGUGCCCUGGGCACCCUGACUCAAGCCUCCACUUCGUGCAGGCUGACGGCCAGAAUCUGCAGCCAGUGGCUUCCUCAGGCUCCUUCCAGCUAGUCCUGGACAAGGGCACCUGGGAUGCUGUUGCCCAGGGUGGUCUGCCUGGGGCUUACCAGCUGCUGGCCGAAUGUUUGAGGGUCCUAAGCCCCCAGGGGACCCUGAUUCAGUUCUCAGAUGAGGAUCCUGAUGUGCGACUGCCCUGCCUAGAGAAAGGGUCCCAGGGCUGGACUGUGACUGUGCAGGAGCUGGGCCCUUUCAGGGGCAUCACCUACUUUGCUUACGUAAUUCAAGGCUCUGAUUAAAGAUGUUUUAGGCCUGA
Messenger RNA from Cervus elaphus (red deer), 1116 nucleotides. It is a transcript of the gene CSKMT, whose product is annotated as citrate synthase lysine methyltransferase. NCBI's taxonomy places the organism in Eukaryota, Metazoa, Chordata, Mammalia, Artiodactyla, Cervidae. Bases 377 to 1099 code for a protein of 240 amino acids. The record is from RefSeq and is a predicted model, not a curated record. Gene Ontology annotation, molecular function: S-adenosylmethionine-dependent methyltransferase activity. The transcript is spliced from 3 exons.